AUGGGGAAUCAGCCGUCCAAGGACAAGGGCUCCAAGGACGGACCCGAUGACUUCAAGUCGUAUCCCUCUUUCUCUCGCUCCGACACCCGAGAGUCCACCCGGUCGUUCCGGUCUCUGCGAUCCAAGAUCCCUGGCGCCGGAAGGUCCGGCAGCAUUAGCACCGACAGUCCCAGGGCGUCCAUCUCUGCGGCGAGCGGCAAUGGAAAUGGAAACGGAGACGAUUCGAAAUCCGACGCAGCCUCGGUAAAGUCGGGCAAGAGUAGCCGCUCCGUCACGUCCCGCGCCAGCCGAACCGACUCCUUUGCCAGCCCGUCCCAGUCGGCCGUCGCCGAGCUCGACUCGCCCAUCGACGACGACCAGCCGCCCCCGUCCCCCGUCCACCAUACCAGCUCCAAUGGCCUGCACGACGUCAGUGCCGCCCAGGCGUCCGGCGAGGUCGACCACGUGUCCGACCAACCGCCCUGCGCCAGCGCCAGCCUGAACACCCAUCUGCAGGCGCCUGGGAGGUCGAUUCUCGUCGAGACGGGCGCUGCCAUUCCCGUCCUCGAGCUGCCGUCGGUCGAAAAGGACAAUGCCGACGAGAACCCGGGCAUGGGUGACAUCAACGAUAUCGAUCUGGACGACUUCAUCAAACGGCUUCUGGACGCCGCGUACGCCGGCAAGGUGACCAAGGGCGUCUGUCUCAAGAAUGCCGAAAUCACCGCCAUCUGCCAGCGCGCGCGGGAGGUCUUCCUGACCCAGCCUUCCCUCCUCGAGCUCGACGCCCCCGUCAAGAUCGUCGGCGACGUCCACGGCCAGUACACGGACCUCAUCCGCAUGUUCGAGAUGUGCGGCUUCCCGCCCUCGUCCAACUACCUGUUCCUGGGCGACUACGUCGACCGGGGCAAGCAGUCGCUCGAGACGAUCCUCCUGCUGCUCUGCUACAAGCUCAAGUUCCCGCACAACUUCUUCCUGCUCCGCGGGAACCACGAGUGCGCCAACGUGACGCGCGUCUACGGGUUCUACGACGAAUGCAAGCGGCGCUGCAACGUCAAGAUCUGGAAGACGUUCAUCGACUGCUUCAACACGCUCCCCAUCGCCGCCAUCGUGGCGGGUAAGAUCUUCUGCGUGCAUGGCGGCCUUUCGCCGGCGCUGAACCACAUGGACGACAUUCGCGGCAUUGCCCGGCCCACCGACAUUCCCGAUUACGGUCUCCUGAACGACCUGGUGUGGGCCGAUCCGGCCGAGAUGGAGAGCGACUGGGAGGCGAACGAGCGAGGCGUCAGUUACUGCUUUGGCAAGAAUGUCAUAGAGGACUUUCUGGCCAAGCACGACUUUGACCUGAUCUGCCGGGCACACAUGGUGGUGGAGGACGGCUACGAGUUUUUUACCGAUCGGCUGUUGGUGACGGUCUUUAGUGCGCCCAAUUACUGCGGUGAAUUUGACAACUGGGGCGCCGUUAUGUCUGUCUCGUCCGAGUUGCUCUGCAGCUUUGAGCUCUUGAAGCCUCUCGACUCGAGUGCACUGAAGAGCCACAUCAAGAAAGGACGGAACAAGAGGCAGAGCAUGCUGAACAGUCCGCCCGCCCGUAUUCUACCCCAGAGCAUGUAA
Molecule: messenger RNA, 1590 nt
Organism: Sodiomyces alkalinus F11
Lineage: Eukaryota; Fungi; Ascomycota; Sordariomycetes; Glomerellales; Plectosphaerellaceae
Product: serine/threonine-protein phosphatase PP-Z
Exons: 3
Coding region: 1-1590 (529 amino acids)
Cellular component (GO): cytoplasm; nucleus
Molecular function (GO): protein serine/threonine phosphatase activity
Source: RefSeq, a predicted model, not a curated record